AUAUGAUUUGUUUUGUGUAUUUUAGGACGACCAUUAGAAAGAUCAAUGGCUCAUGUUAAAAGGGUAAAAAAAUCCCUAAACAUCUCCAAGGUUUUAAAGCUGUUACAUCCUCAAGAAUUAAUUGAAUUAGUUCGAAAUCUUUUAUUUAAUUCUGAAUAUUUUUGGAUAACUGCAAGCCUUUUGUUUAUGGCAGAAAUCCUUUUAAAUGUUGUUGUUAUUUGGAAAGUUCCUUAUACAGAAAUUGAUUGGAAAGCUUACAUGAGUGAAGUGGAAGGAUUUUUGAAUGGCACAUAUGAUUAUAUGAAGUUGAAAGGUGGUACAGGCCCACUAGUUUAUCCAGCUGGUUUUGUGUACAUAUUUUCUGCCCUUUAUUUCUGCACAAAUCAUGGGCACGAUAUUCGAUUUGCUCAAUACCUAUUCGUGUUCUUAUACUUAGCCAUUUUAUUGGCAGUAUUUUAUGUUUACCAAAAGGUACAGAAAAUUCCACCUUAUGCUCUAUUUUUCAUGUGUUGCACUUCCUAUCGCAUACAUUCAAUAUUCAUUCUGCGUCUAUUUAAUGAUCCUGUUGCUAUGUUAUUUUUAUAUGCCAGCAUUGUGUGUUUUAUAAAAAAUCGUUGGAACAUUGGAUGCUUCUUGUUUAGUUUUGGUGUCAGUAUUAAAAUGAAUGUGUUGUUGUUUGCGCCUGGCCUGUUUGUUUUAUUGUUGUUAAAAUUUGGAGUAAUUGGAAGCAUAAAAAAGAUUACCAUAUGUGCACUUGUGCAACUUGUGUUGGCAAUCCCAUUUCUGUUGGAAAAUCCUGUUGCUUAUAUUUUACGAUCCUUCAACCUUGGACGUCAAUUUUUUUUUGUAUGGACUGUAAACUGGAGGUUUUUGCCAGAAUGGCUGUUUUUAUCUCGCUGGUUUCACAUAAUGUUACUUUGUUUGCAUCUGUUUACACUUUUUGUGUUCCUUUAUAAAAAAUGGCCCUCUCCAUCCCUUGGUUGGUGUUCAAUAUUUUCACAAAAAUUCAUUGCAGAAGAUGUCUCCACAUUUACCAUUGUGAGAGUCAUGUUUGUCUCAAAUUUUAUUGGAAUGAGUUUUGCACGUUCUCUACAUUAUCAAUUCUAUGUGUGGUAUUUUCACACAAUACCCUUUUUGUUAUGGAAUAUUAAAAUGUCACCCGUUUUGAAAUUGUUGAUAUUAGGCAUAGUGGAAUUGUGCUGGAACACAUAUCCAUCAACAAAUUUGUCAUCAGUUAUGCUGCAUGGGUGUCAUCUUGCUAUAUUACUUGGUUUGUUUUUCAAAGAGGAAGAAGAAAUGGGCAAAGACAAGAAAAAAUAAAUAUAUUAUUCCUCUGACUAAAAUACCUACAAAAGACAGAAUUUAUGUUACGAUGUGUAAGGUUUUGUUGUUGUACAGUUGUUGUGCUGUUUAGAUUAGAGAAACAAAACCAACCUGUGUUUUUAUUUUAUUUGUCAUUUAUAGCAGUUUAUAUCAUAUAUACACUUGUGAGAUUUGUAGUUUUAACUUGUUUAACAAAAAAAAUACAGUGAUGGAA
Messenger RNA from Hydractinia symbiolongicarpus, 1537 nucleotides. RefSeq names its product dol-P-Man:Man(5)GlcNAc(2)-PP-Dol alpha-1,3-mannosyltransferase-like. Gene Ontology annotation, cellular component: endoplasmic reticulum. Gene Ontology annotation, molecular function: dol-P-Man:Man(5)GlcNAc(2)-PP-Dol alpha-1,3-mannosyltransferase activity. The record is from RefSeq and is a predicted model, not a curated record. The transcript has a single exon. The coding region runs from base 46 to 1320 and encodes 424 amino acids. NCBI's taxonomy places the organism in Eukaryota, Metazoa, Cnidaria, Hydrozoa, Anthoathecata, Hydractiniidae.